Molecule: messenger RNA, 618 nt
Organism: Entrophospora candida
Lineage: Eukaryota; Fungi; Glomeromycota; Glomeromycetes; Entrophosporales; Entrophosporaceae
Source: the annotation of a GenBank genome assembly
AUGAUGGAUCAAGAAAUUGAAAAUUUAGACGAGGCGAAAUGUUUAUGGGCAACAUGUGCAGCAGUGUUUCAUUCAUUGGAUGAACUUAUUCCUCAUCUUUCAAAGCUACAUGUAGCAGGUCGUAGUAGAAGUAAUACCUGCAGAUGGGAAUCAUGUUCCAUGGAGAAAGAAGGAAGUGAUGAGUUGAUUAAACAUUUAUGUGCUGAUCAUUUACAAGCAAUGGGUUUUAGACAUGGUUGUAAAUGGCAGGGUUGUGCUUUACGAUUUGGUUCUUUUGAAGAAUUAACGGGUCAUGUCAGUGAAGGUCAUAUUGGAUCAGGUAGAAGUCAAUAUAUUUGUUUUUGGGAAAAGUGUGAUCGUAAUGGUCGUCCUUUCACACAACGACAAAAAGUUAUGAGACAUAUUCAAACACAUACUGGUGAUAAACCAUACCAAUGUACAAUUUGUAAAAAACGGUUCUCAGAGGGUAACAUUAUGACACAACACAUGAGAACUCACACGGGAGAAAAACCAUUUAAAUGUUCAGAGCCUGCAUGUGGUCGCGAAUUUUCCAUUUCAGGAGCUUUAACUAUUCAUAUGAGGUUUGCUGAAUCUUCAAAUUUAACAAAACAUGUAUGA